AUGGCCGCACCGCCGUCCUCGCCCCCGCCGCCUGAGAAAACGUCCGAUCUCGAUGUUCUGGACCGAAAACCCUCGUUCCGGGCUGCUGUCACUGCCUCGGAAAGUGUCGACCAGCUCCAUCGCCGUCUUUCCAACCGCCAGAUUCAAUGGAUAGCCAUCGGUGGCUCCAUUGGCACCGCGUUGUUCGUCAGCAUCGGAUAUGGCUUGAUUGAGGGCGGUCCGGGCAGCCUGUUCAUCGCCUUCACCCUGUACAGCUGCAUGCUGGGUCUGGUCAACAGCUGCUUGGCCGAAAUGGCCAUCUUCUUCCCCGUCACCGGCUCGUGGAUGCGCAUGGCUUCGAAAUGGGUCGACGACGCUCUCGGCUUCACCGCCGGCUGGAAUUUCUACCUGUACGAGGCCAUCUUGAUCCCGUUCGAAAUCUCGGCCCUCAACCUGGUUCUGGCCUACUGGAGCGACAACAUUCCUCUCGCCGCCGUCAUCGUCGCCUGCAUCGUCCUCUAUGCCAUCAUCAACCUGUUUGCCGUGCGCUGGUACGGUGAGGCUGAGUUCUGGCUGUCGUCAGGCAAGCUGCUGCUCAUCUUUAUGAUGUUCGCCUUCACCUUUAUUACCAUGGUUGGCGGCAAUCCUCAACGCGAUGCCUACGGUUUUAGGUACUGGCGAACGCCGGGAUCCUUCGCCGAAUACGUCACCACGGGCUCUCUAGGCCGCUUCGAAGGCUUUCUCGGCGCUUUCUACCAGGCUGCUUUCACCAUAGUCGGGCCCGAAUACAUCGGCAUGGUCUCUGGCGAAGCCGUGUAUCCCCGCAAGACGAUCAAGCAAGCGUUCAAGACGGUGUACUGGCGCUUCGGCUGUUUCUUCAUUCUUGGCGCCCUCUGUGUCGGCAUUGUCCUGCCCUACAACGAUCCCAAGAUCAACGGGCUCCUGGGAGAGGGCGCGACUGGCGACGCCGGUGCCAGCCCUUAUGUCAUUGCAAUGCAGAACAUGGGCAUCACCAUACUGCCGGAUAUCACGAACGCGCUUCUUGUGACGAGCAUCUUCUCCGCAGGCAAUUCUUACGUGUACGCGGCAACGAGAUCGCUGUAUGCGCUGGCUCUGGAUGGCCACGCGCCAAAGUUCCUCAGGAAGGUGAACCGACAAGGCAUUCCCAUCUGGGCUUUCGCCGUCACCAUGGUCUUCCCGUUCUUGUCGUUCCUGUCUCUUGGCUCAAGUGCCUCCGAAGGCCUAAAGUGGCUGGCUAACCUGACCCAAGCCGCCCAAAUGAUGAACUACAUCAUCAUGUGCACUGUCUAUCUCUUCUUUUACCGCGCCCUCAAGGCUCAAGGUUACAACCGCAACAGCCUACCCUACAAAGGCUGGUUCCAACCGUAUACUGCAUAUCUCGGACUGAUCUUCAUGAUUUUUACCGUCACCACCUACGGAUACACCGUCUUCCUGCCGGGCUGGUGGAACACUGGAACGUUUUUUACAUACUACGCCAUGGUCUUUGUGUGCAUUAUUUUGUAUCUUGGAUACAAGGUGAUCAAGAAGUCCAAGGUUAUCCAGCCGCAUGAGGCAGACCUGGUCUGGGAGAGGCCGAUGAUUGAUGCCUAUGAGGCGGCAAUCACCCCUCCGCUGGGGAUAUGGGAAGACCUUGGUAGGGUGAUGGGAUUGAGGAAGAGGAAGGCUCGAAGCUCAGAGGAUUGA
Molecule: messenger RNA, 1683 nt
Organism: Diplodia corticola
Lineage: Eukaryota; Fungi; Ascomycota; Dothideomycetes; Botryosphaeriales; Botryosphaeriaceae
Product: general amino acid permease agp2
Exons: 4
Coding region: 1-1683 (560 amino acids)
Biological process (GO): amino acid transmembrane transport
Cellular component (GO): membrane
Molecular function (GO): amino acid transmembrane transporter activity
Source: RefSeq, a predicted model, not a curated record